Molecule: messenger RNA, 3121 nt
Organism: Schizosaccharomyces octosporus yFS286
Lineage: Eukaryota; Fungi; Ascomycota; Schizosaccharomycetes; Schizosaccharomycetales; Schizosaccharomycetaceae
Product: p150-Glued
Exons: 2
Coding region: 65-2800 (911 amino acids)
Source: RefSeq, a predicted model, not a curated record
CGCGAACAAUCGUUAGCGCUUCUUCUGCAUCAAUUUACUUCGAAUAUGUGUUAAUUCCUCAAAUAUGAGUUAUGUAAGUGUUGGAGAUUUAGUUUUAGUACACGAAGAGCCAGGAAUUGUUCGCUUUACGGGGAGUACCAAGUUCGCGUCUGGAAUCUGGCUCGGCGUGGAAAUGAUUGACAAAAUUGGAAGACAUGAUGGAUCAGUUCAAGGGAAACGUUAUUUUACGUGUGAAGAAGGAAAAGGAUUAUUUAUAAGAGCGUGUUCAAGUAGUGUUAGAAAAAAAACAGGGAAAACUCGAGUAAUAUCUGAUGGGAAAAAAGCUAAAUCUUUGGAAAAGGGUACUCCAACAAAAUCUUCACAUAAUGCCAAGGAAAGUCGAUUUAUAAAAAGUAGCUUACAAGGAAAAGAUGUUAAAAAACAACCCUUUCCAAGCCUGACUGUGUCCACACCUACGAAAACUGAUGGCUCAAACAUAUCAACACCUUUUCUUGAUCUCACAGAUGAUUCUGAAACCACAUUAAUUUCAAUUGGAAGCGAUUCAUUAGACAAUACUCCGAUAAACGAAAAUUUUGAAAGUGAUAAAAGUGCAUCCAUUGAUUUUCCCAAUUAUCACAAAUCAACUCCUCAUUUGUUAAGAGAAAAGAGCACGAUAACUGAGAGCAAUAUAAAGUUUCAAUUAAAACUUGAAAUAGAAACAUUGCGCAAAGAAUUGAAUGAAGCUGAUAAUAGUUUACAUUAUUACAAAGCGUCCUACAAUAAGGCUAAUGAGCAAAUCAAAGAAAGGGAUAUAAAGUUAGAAGAACUUCAUAGGGAGCAAGAAAUGAACUCGGCAUGGAAAAAAAUACGUCCGAAACUUCAAAAAAAGAUGCUUUCUAUGCAAGAAGAAAUUGAAAAAUUAAAGCAACAACUUAAAAGUUUUAAAAUUCAAAGUCAAGGAAUUGCAACUGUGUCUAAUGAUUCUGAAAGUACUAAUGCAUAUGAGCUUCUUAAAGAGAAGCUGAUUACAGAAAAGCCUACGGAUACUUCAGCAAAGUGUGAAAACGGAGAGCAAAUCCAAACUAAUGAAGAUUACAUAUGUUUAAUUGAAGAAUUAAGAAAGGAAAAUAUUGAGCUGAAAACGCAACUUGAAGAUCUUCAACUUUUAAAAGAACUAUCUGAUGAAAUAGAACGGGAUCAAUUUGAGAAAAUAACCUCUUUGGAGAAAGAAAACCAACAAAAAGGCGAUCUUCUUGCAAUGCUCGAGAAUGCUUUUUCUCAAGAGGUGGAAAAUCUUCGUGGACAAAAACAGCUAACCGGGCUAGCAAAUCGUGAAAGAUUUUGUUCAAGUGAAUCUGAAACAAGUGAAACUAUUGGACUUGCACUGGGAGAUGUUCAUAAUCUAGUAGACGCGAUACGAGAAUGUUACGGGAUCGCAUUCAACAAUUUACAAAAAUUUUAUCUAGACGAAGAAUCUAGCGAUAUCCUUGAAGUUUCGUUUAAGAUUUCUUAUAUCCAGAAUAUCUCUUUGUGUUUAAGUGAAAGUAUGUACGGUAAAAUUAAUCGCACUGAAGGUAGUUGUCGACAAGUUCUCCCAGGGUUUAUCGAGCAAUGGUACUAUACUAUUUCAGUUGCCCAAUGGAGCGAAUGGUUAAUUGGAUUUACUUGUGAGAAUGGAGUGAAAGCCUUACUUUCUGAUGCACUUUUGAAAGAUACCAUAAUUAGCAUUUUCUGUUUACUUGAUGUCUAUGCGAAGAAUCCUGGUGAGUCUACACUAGAAAAUCUUCAAAAAAGUUGGAAACAAGUUGACAAUUGGGUGAAGACCCGAACUGAUGCGGAUCACCUUGACCCUUAUAAUGAGUAUAACCGUUGUAAAGAGUUGUUAGAUUCCAUCUUAAUUGUUGAUAUGUUUAUUUCAAAAGCCGAUCUGUGUCAGAAUGAUGAUGUGAAUCGCGUACCAACUGAAAUGACCGAGAUAGGAGAUAUGAGCGAAGACAUACGGCUAUUUUUACGACAAAAAAACAAGGCUAGAAAGGUUUUUUUUCCAAAGGAGAAAAUAAUAUCCAUGGAUUUUUCGUCCUUGGCAGAAGAACUUUUCUUGAAACCUCAAUGUCAAGAGUCGGAUACCCAGUAUACUUCUUCGCAAAUUAUAGAUAAUUGGUUGAAAAAUUUUCAAGAAAUUAAAAGAAGCUUUCGCGAAUUUCAAUUUUGCAUGUCUGAAAAGGAUGAAGCAGUUUUUGUUGCUACUGACCUCCAUUGCUUUUGGGACAUUGUUAUGAAGUCUAUGCCUUCUAUGGAAUAUGUGAAAGAAAAUGCCUCACUUAAGCUAGUAUGUUCGGAGAAGAAUGAGCUUAUUAAUCACUUAAAAAUUCAGAUUGAAAGAUUGGAUAAGCAGGUAUUACAGAAGGAAGAUUUAAAGGAAAAGAUUCACCAGUAUGAACUUGUGGAAAAGGAACUUCGCGAAGAGUUAUCUAGAGCAAAAAGUGAUGAGAAAGACGCACAUGACGUUGAUGUCCUUAUGAAGAUGGAGCUUGAAAAGAAGCAAUUAAAAGAUAUGUUUAAACAAAAUGAACUGGUCAUUCACGUGAAAUUUCAAGAAAUAGUCAGAAAAUUAAAACAAGAUUUAAACGAAGCUAGGAAGGAGAUACUGAAUGUUAACUUGAACCAAGAGGAAGACUAUGAAUGGUUAUUUAUGCCUUUAAGCCAUGAAAAGUUUGUUGCGAGGGAUGACUAUGCUAGGAUUCCACAGCAAUUAAAUGCUUUUGCGUCUCAAAUGAAACCCAUUUCGUUGAAUCGUUACUCCCAAUCAAAAGGAAAGUAAAAAAUACAGAAUACAAAAAAAAAAAAAAAAAAAAAAAAAAAGGUAAAGAAUUGACUAGAAGGUGUUAAUCAUAAGCUGAGUACUUAUUUGUUACAGGUUAAUAUUGUUAUUUUUAUAACAUGACUUAUUUAAGAUGUAUUGGGAGAAGUAAAGGUAUUGAGAGAAAUAAAGAGAAUUCAAUAAUUUUCAAGAGCAAAAGUAAUCUUGUUGAAACUUCUUAAUUAUUAUUACAUGACCAACAUAUUAAGAUGAAUUUAAAUGCAAAUACUUUGGGAGGAAGAGUUUGAUUGUUAUGGUUUUGUUUUUCUUUUUCUAUAGAAU